This is a messenger RNA of Scheffersomyces stipitis CBS 6054, 2235 nucleotides long. RefSeq lists its product as uncharacterized. The transcript has 2 exons. Gene Ontology annotation, biological process: retrograde transport, endosome to Golgi. Lineage: Eukaryota; Fungi; Ascomycota; Pichiomycetes; Serinales; Debaryomycetaceae. Bases 376 to 2235 code for a protein of 619 amino acids. Gene Ontology annotation, molecular function: phosphatidylinositol binding. The record is from RefSeq and is a predicted model, not a curated record.
GAACUUCCACGUCUUCUCCUGUCAGCUGCACGUUAUCAGGACCUUCCAGUGCGUUCUGAAUCGAAUUGGUGCAUUUUUUGGUCUUUUUUGGGUAAUAAUCUGCCUUGGGUCCUUGCCACUGCCCCAAGACUGGAUUCUACAACGAACAAGAACAGACAGAGAACUGAUCCUACAAAAUUCAGACUUAGGUAAAGAAAUUGAUCGUAAGCGAUUGUAGUUGAAGUGGUCUGCGUAAUUCGAGAAGGAAUUGGGUUGCUACAUAUAAAUCCAUUCAUCCAACCAUCCUGACAUUCAACAUAGCAAAGACUCAUUGAUUUUCUAUUUCAAACAGCUUCUAGACUGCUUUUACAUAUCGUUACACUCAUAAUCAUUCAGAUGAACGACGACCUCUUUGAAGAUGUCGAACAAGACAACAACCCUUCGUUCUAUGGCAACCAUUCGAUGUUGAACGAUCCAUAUGGUAGAAAUCAUAUGUCAGGUUUACCUAUGUCACACGAUACCUCUGGCUCUCAACUGGUGGCCCCUCCGCCUUACACUAAGUCGGGCGAUGCUCCUGUUGUAUCUGCUGGUGCCAGUCACGAUUUGGUAAACUCUACAAUUGGCUUAUCUAACAAAAUAGACGAAUUGCUCCAAAAUCCAGAGUUGCAGAUUGAAAUCGUGUCCAGUGAGCGAUUGGUUAACUCAUCUGUAAUCGUGUAUACAAUCCAGUUGUCUUUACGAGACAACUCGAUCUCCAUAAUUGUCAAAAGACGAUUCAGCGAGUUCAAAUCGUUGCGCGACAACUUGCUCAAGUUGUUCCCUACGUUGAUAGUACCUCCAAUUCCGGAGAAACACUCGCUUUUCUCGUAUUUGAUCAAUUCGAUCAACAACUCCAACGAAAUAAACAUCAUCGAGAUGAGAAAACGGUACUUCAAAAGCUUCUUAACCGACUUGAUAUUUGAAUCCUCGCCCAAGUUGAAGAGAUGUCCACUCUUGCACAAGUUCCUUGACCCUAAUUACGAGUUGUGCUGGUACAAUGCCUUGAACGAGCCUCCAGUAAAUCUCAUCCCAAAUAAUUUGCUUUUGGGCAACCCAGUAAAUCCAACAGAUCAAAAUGGGCUAUAUUCUUUAUUACCCUUGGUCAAUGGGUUUGAGUUCGACUCCAACCUCGAUAAUUUAAGUUCUCUCAAGAAGCUUAACGAGGACUGGAAGAGAUUGAAUGAUCAGAUAAGACUAUUUGAAUUCAAAAGCAUUACCAUUGUAGAGAACCAUAGCUUUACUGAAGUUCCGCAUACGUUGGUUCAAUUUGAAAUCAAAUUCCAUAACAUAGUCCGGAUAUUACAAGACCUCAAUAAGUUGAACGCGCGUAAUAUCAAGAACUACAAAGGUAUGGUCCUGAAUUUAAUUGACUUAGGCGGAAAUUUGAAUAAUUUCUCCUUACAAAUAUUUGAAUCUUCAAAUCAUGCUGCAGUUUCCGGGGUUCCAAGUAAUAACAAUCUCAGUGAAGCAAUUGAAAAAUUCGGGUCCACUGUCGACAGUAGUUUCUUGAAUUUUGAAAGCUUUACACUCAACCAUAUCAUUUCAGAAUGGCAAGAGCCAGUUCAUCAGAUCAUACAAUAUUGUAUUUCGAGUCUCGGAUUAAUUAAAUUCUACAAGUACAAGAUCAUUCAAUUCAAGAUUCUCUACAAGCUCAAGUUUAAUAAAUUCCAGGAGUUGUUAAACUUAACCAAUUCAUCCUCUACUUCAUUGACGACAGCCAUCAACAAUGCCAAUAAUGGCACCAUUGAAAAUUCUAGUUUAGAUCAUUUAAAGGAUCUUAGUAGCCCUACCAUUAACACGGCUAUCCAGAAUUCAGAGCUCAGAAAAAAAAGAAGACAAGGCGGAUUGUCUUCGAAAAAGUCAUGGUAUGGGCUUUUUGGGGGUAAUAAUAAGCUGUACAAUUUUUCGUUAAGUGCAGAGGAGUUGGAGAGUCUACACAGCAACAACAGAAGUGAUGACCCCCAAUUUAAUAAUUACAAGUUCAAAUACAUGCAGAUCGAAAAGGAGUUAAACAAAUUGAACCAAUUAAUAGCAUUGUGUGAUAGAGAUAUGACCCACCUAACAGAAGCAAUUAUAACUACUUUCAACGGGUUCUUGAGGGACUUAGAGAAGAAAUGGCUCAAAUUAAUGAUUAAUUAUAUCAAGAACGGCAAGCAGUUGUUUAGCGAGAAUUUAACCAACUGGUCCGAGUUCAAGCUUUCCUUGAGCGACAUUUAG